GCAGCAGCAGCAGCAUCAACCGGGAUAAAAAUAGAGAACGCCUCUUGGCAAAGAUCGUACCGGUGAGAUGAAGAUUCUGUUCGUUUGCAUAGGAAAUUCGUGCCGUUCACCGAUGGCUGAAAGUGUUAUGCGGAGUGUCGCCAACAGGCACGGGCUGACCGAUUGGCAGGUUGACAGUGCGGCGUUGCGCGAAUGGAAUGUAGGUCGCCGGCCCGAAGAUCGGGCGCUCGCGGUGCUCGCCGAGAACGGUCUAUCAUCGGAUCAUGUUGGUCGGCAGAUCGAGGCCACGGAUUUCCUGCACUUUGACUACAUCUUCGGUAUGGACGAGGGUAAUGUGGCGGAUCUGUUGGCACUGGUACCGCCAGCCGGAUGCCGGGCGAAGGUAGAACUGUUGGGCAACUAUCGGGGCAAGGAGCUGGAUAAGAUCAUCAUCGAUCCAUACUUUGAAUACGGUAUUCACGGUUUUCGGAGAUGCUUCGAUCAGAUUGUGAUAUGCUGUGAGAAUUUCGUGAAACUUCACAAGAAUACGAUCAUCUGAUCCCAUUAAAAGGUCCGCAUCGUAUUAAGUACAUUGGACGACAUUCCUGUAAUAGUGAAACAAAUAAGUUAACACCAUAAAUACCGAGAAUUCCCCAGGUCAACCCAGAUGCACCAGGGAUGCACCGAGUGCACCACCUAAUUGUCUCUCUAGUCUGUACUAUUCAUUUAAAUAAACUAAACUAAACACA
Molecule: messenger RNA, 728 nt
Organism: Anopheles darlingi
Lineage: Eukaryota; Metazoa; Arthropoda; Insecta; Diptera; Culicidae
Product: low molecular weight phosphotyrosine protein phosphatase 1-like
Exons: 3
Coding region: 68-538 (156 amino acids)
Biological process (GO): protein dephosphorylation
Molecular function (GO): protein tyrosine phosphatase activity
Source: RefSeq, a predicted model, not a curated record